AUGACAAAAAUAACACCGUAUGAACAGCAAAGACUAGACAACAUUGAACGCAAUCGCCAGAUUUUAGCCCAGUUCAAUCUUGAAGAAGCAAAACAAGCAUGUCGUAAUGACAUUCCCAAUACACCAACACCACUGCCUAAAAGGAUAUCAAAAAGAACUUUUAAAGAAUCCACUGGCAAUUCAGAAUCUACAGUAACAACACUAACACUAACAAGAACAGCAGCAGCAGCAGCAGCAGCAUCGAAAUCAAAAGCCAAAAAGAUCAAGACAACUCAAAGCGAAAGGCCAAAGAGACAAUCAUCUAGACUACGGGGAGUGGAGCCGGUCCCGUUUGUAUUGGUAGAAAACGACAAUGGGAUCGAGAGAGGUAGACUGGCGGUAUCCGGGACUGCGGGUGAUGCCAUCAUAGACGAGGAAUUGUGGGACGGGAAAUUGCUAAAGGCAGACGAAUACUUUGACAAGGAGACGUGUGAAAAGGCCAUACGGACUCAGGGUCAUUUUCUGGGCUGGAUCAAUCCUGCCCUGAUCGAGAAAUAUGAAUUUGAGUUGUCUGCGUCAGAAGCAUGGGAGAAAAACGGGGGAGGCAAGUUUUCCUUUACUGAUCCGCUCAACAACAAGAAAAAGGGGAGCACAAGUAAGAUCAAUGCAAAGGCAGUAGCCCAAAUGAUGUUUAAAAAGAACCCAAACAUGUACUUUUACCGACACAAUGAACCAGGCGUGGGCCAAUGGACAGGCGAUUGGACUGCUGAAGAAAAGGAAAUAUUUCUAAAGGUGGCACGAGAACAUGGCUGUGGUGACAAGUGGGGUGUAUUUGCUAGUUAUAUUCCACAUCGGGUUGGCUACCAAUGCAGUAAUUUCUAUCGUAGUGAACUUCUCCCUGCUGGACUGAUUUUUGACAAGAACUAUGAGUACACACCUUCUGGCAGACCCAUCUAUGUAGGUGGCCGUCGGUCUGGUCCAUAAGUAUCAUGCUUUUAUUUCUGAGAGUCUUAAUGGAAUACAAGACAUGGUAUGAUAUUGCAUACAAAAAAAAAGAAAGUAGUCUUUAUAUACCUGCUUUGUAUAUUUAUAUAUAUAUAAAAAAAGAGUAAGCUUAAAAGAUCAAUAGCAUGUGCUCUUUACAAUAUAUACAUUUGUAUAUUC
This is a messenger RNA of Phycomyces blakesleeanus NRRL 1555(-), 1143 nucleotides long. RefSeq names its product Homeodomain-like DNA binding domain-containing transcription factor. Lineage: Eukaryota; Fungi; Mucoromycota; Mucoromycetes; Mucorales; Phycomycetaceae. The transcript has 10 exons. The record is from RefSeq and is a predicted model, not a curated record. The coding region runs from base 1 to 963 and encodes 320 amino acids.